Molecule: messenger RNA, 3071 nt
Organism: Hyalella azteca
Lineage: Eukaryota; Metazoa; Arthropoda; Malacostraca; Amphipoda; Hyalellidae
Gene: P5CDh1
Product: delta-1-pyrroline-5-carboxylate dehydrogenase, mitochondrial
Exons: 12
Coding region: 55-1755 (566 amino acids)
Cellular component (GO): mitochondrial matrix
Molecular function (GO): L-glutamate gamma-semialdehyde dehydrogenase (NAD+) activity
Source: RefSeq, a predicted model, not a curated record
UCGAGACGUGAGUGUGUGAGGUGGCGACCGUGUGUGCUGCCAAAUAGAUUGGACAUGUUGUCUGCUAUUCGCUCGACUUUACAGGUGACUGCUCCAAGAUGCGCUCGCGCGGCGUCUGCGGUGGUUAUCGAGCCCAAGACCAACGACUUCCGUGUUGAAAAUGAGCCCGUAUAUGAGUACCUGGAGAGCAGCCAGGAGCGCAAGGACCUGGAGGCGGCGCUGACGCGACUGUCGUCCACUACACUCGAGGUUCCUAUCAUGAUAGGCGACCAGGCCUACACCACGGACCGCGUCCAGCACCAGCCCAUGCCCCACGACCACGCUAAAAAAGUGGCCAAGUUCUACCACGCGACGCCGGAGCUGGUGCAGAAAGCUAUCGACGUUGCGCUGACAGCGAGAGCAGACUGGGAGCGCGUGCCGCUCGCUGAUAAAUUCAACAUGUGGCUCAAGGCAGCUGACCUGAUGGCAGGCAAGUACAGACAGGAGCUGAAUGCAGCCACGAUGCUGGGCCAGAGCAAGACCGUCAUACAGGCUGAGAUAGACGCCGCCGCAGAGCUCAUCGAUUUCCUCAGGUUCAAUGCAUACUACGCACAACAAGCCAUCAAGUGGCAGCCUGUAAGCCCGGACAAGUCGUCGACGCUGAACAGCAUCCGGUGGCGCGGACUGGAGGGCUUCGUGGCUGCCGUGUCGCCCUUCAACUUCACGGCCAUUGGCGGCAACCUGGCCUACACGCCUGCCAUGAUGGGUAACUGCGUGCUGUGGAAGCCUUCGGACACCGCGGUGCUAAGUAACUACAUCAUUUACAAGAUAAUGCGCGAGGCCGGCGUGCCGGCAGGCGUUGUCAACUUCGUGCCCGCCGACGGGCCGGACUUCGGCGACACGAUCACGCAGUCGCCGCACUUCGCGGCGCUAAACUUCACGGGAUCUGUGCCGACUUUCAACCGGCUGUGGACGCAGGUGGGCAACAACUUGAGCAAGUACAGGAACUUCCCGCGUCUGGUAGGCGAGUGCGGUGGCAAAAACUACCAUCUGGUACACUCGUCCGCGGAUGUCACCUCUGUUGUGAACGGCACCAUCCGCUCCGCCUUCGAGUACUGCGGACAGAAAUGUUCCGCGUGUUCCAGGCUCUAUGUGCCCAAAUCUUUGUGGCCUCAGGUGAAGGAGGGCUUAGUAGCGCGACAGCAGGAGCUCAAGGUGGGGGAUGUACGGGAGUUCGACACGUUCAUGGGCGCCGUGAUCGACGAGACCGCCUUCACUCGCAUCACAGGCUACAUCGAGCGAGCCAAGGCGUCCUCGACACUCUCUAUCAUUGCCGGCGGCAAAUAUGACAAGAGCAAAGGCUUCUUUGUGGAACCUACAAUAGUACAAACAAGCGAUCCAAUGGACCGCAUCAUGAAGGAAGAAAUCUUCGGGCCUGUGCUGGCUGUGUACGUUUAUCCCGACGCUGACAUUGACGCCAUCAUCAAACUGGUGGACGAUACGACGCCCUAUGCGCUCACCGGCGCCAUCUUUGCUCAGGACCAGUCAUGGCUGGAAACCGCGACUGAGAAGCUCAAGAAUUCGGCCGGUAACUUCUACAUCAAUGACAAGUCGACAGGCUCCGUGGUGGCUCAGCAGCCCUUCGGAGGAUCCAGGCUAUCAGGCACAAACGACAAAGCAGGAGGUCCGCAGUAUGCCUUAAAAUGGGCGUCCGCCCAAGCGGUGAAGCAGACUUUCGUGCCGCUCACGGACGUCAAGUAUCGCUACAUGGAUUAAGUUUAACUGUCAAGUUCCCCUACACAGAGUAACUCUUAUUCUCAUGGUAUUCGGCAUGGGGUAAUUCUGAAUGAUCCCUGCAUUAGGGAAACUCAGCUCCGACCCUGCAUGUACUGAACUUCCGAAGAAAAACCACUUGAAGAUCUUCCAUCGAAUUUUAUAUUUUUUCUAAGACUACGCUGAUUUUUAUAAAGUUUCGUACAAAUUUUAACCGUAAAGAGUUAUAUCAACUACAUUAUUCAUAAUGCAUUUUCAACUUUUUUUCUACAGCUCUUUUAUAGGGUGACAUUUUACUCCAGAAGCUUCACCUGAAUUAAAUUCUUUUUCCGAGCAAAGGAUAUCGUAUAAGUUGAAGCAAAGUGUGGGCUAUAACGUCGUAAAUUGAAUUAUUGAACUCCUUCAGCCAUUUAUUGCGUACCUUGCCUCAAUGACAACAAACAAACUUUUAUUGAUAUGAUUGUUUAACUUUUAUUUAUCUAAGUAACAUUGUUUCUGAAAUUGAGGUUACAUAUUUCGAUGAAGUACGAGUCGAUCUAUGUUUUGAUAGAUUUUUUCUUAGAAAAGUAUCGCAUUUGUGAUAGUAGACUAAUGUUGAAAAAAAAAAUAUUCGCUAUUCGUCGUGGCGUUGAUGCUAGAUCACGUUUUUGGCUCGACAAGAGGUAAACUUGGCUUUCGCUGGCGUUUCCUGGCGUCUACAGAGCAAAGCGUUUUUCAAACGGCCUAUGUAAAAUAGAAAGAGACGCAAAUUAUAAAUUUUGUAGUUUCUAAAGUGAAGUAACAAUAAUUUCAUUGAACAUUGCUCCAAACGAAUCUCGACUACUAUCACAUUAGUGACAUUACGUACAAAAUUUUACCAUGCAGCACUUUUACUUAUACCUAAAAUAAAUUAGAGUAUACCAGUUAUGUUCCAUAAAUGUUGGACAGGUUGAAAUUGACUUCAUUAGCGAAUUUUAGCAAAUUCAUAGUUCCCUGACGUCAUGAGAGAUCGCCGAAAGUAAUUACGCCGCGUGUAAAAUAAUCGGUAUUUGCGUUAUGAUCCAGCAUAUUGUUGGGUUAGAACCUCUCCACAGUACUAGCAUCAUUAUCUGAUGAAUGGUGGAGGUAGACAUUGAAAUAUGUAUAUUAGGCGCAUGUUUGACCUUGUUCAGUUUGUUGCCGACAGAGCAAAGACGUUAAUUUUAUUUUAUUUUCAGCCGAGGAUGCAUUUUUCUUUCAAAAACUGGAGAGGAAGGAAUAAAUGAAGCAAUACGUUUCAGACCAAGUGUUGGAGGAAGUUGCAAUUAUCUUCUGUCUUUUCACUAAAUUUGUAAAAGGUU